CAAAGUCGCUGCGCUCCUCGACUCAGUCCCGAAGCGGCUGAGAAGCUCUCCUCUCACUUUUUCUCUAUCCGUCGCCAAAUCCACGACGCCGAAAUAGAAGCCAACAUUCGCUCCUCUAUUCCCAUCACAAUCCGUCAGCUGGAAGCUAUCGUGCGUAUCACCGAGUCUCUUGCCAAACUCACCCUCUCUCCCGUCGCCACCGAGGCGCACGUUGAUGAGGCUAUCCGGCUAUUCCUAUGCUCUAUCAUGGACGCGGCCAACCAGGGAAGCAACCAGGGUAGCCGUGAGUUGAACAGCGAGGUGAACCGUCUCGAGACUGAGCUCAAGCGCCGUCUACUUAUCUGA
Molecule: messenger RNA, 345 nt
Organism: Fusarium oxysporum Fo47
Lineage: Eukaryota; Fungi; Ascomycota; Sordariomycetes; Hypocreales; Nectriaceae
Product: MCM2/3/5 family-domain-containing protein
Exons: 1
Biological process (GO): double-strand break repair via break-induced replication; DNA replication initiation
Cellular component (GO): nucleus; MCM complex
Molecular function (GO): single-stranded DNA binding; 3'-5' DNA helicase activity; ATP binding
Source: RefSeq, a predicted model, not a curated record